GCCCCUUGUUCAGUUGUUUUCUCGACAGCGGUCUCAAUUUGAACCUGUACCACCAUGUCUUCGCCUGUACCAGACGAUGCCAAUGAGGUGGCAUUCCCCGAUGAGGAUGUUCCCAUGAACGGUUUCGAGCACGGCGACGAUGACGAAGGUGAAGGUGAUGUAAUAAUGCCUGGAGCCUCAGAUGAUAGCUCCGAAGAAGAUGAAGACGACCCCGAGGAGGAGAAGAAGAUAAAGCAGGGAUUCAUUGUUGACUCUGAUGACGAAGAAGAGGACAGGCGGCGAAGAAAGAAACGUCGAAAGAGGCAUCACAGGCAUCGAGAGGAAGAAGAAAUGCUAGAAGAUGAUGACCUGGAUUUACUCGAAGAAAAUACAGGCACCUCAUUCAAGAGAAAUCGUCUCAAGCGUCUCGUUAGACAUGGAUCAGACUCACCUCCAGCCGCGUCGUCUUCACGCCGUGCAGUGGUCGAGUCUUCCGACGAUGACUUAGAUGACGAUGACGAACUGCCUCGGAUUCAAGAUAUUCACAAAAUAUGGGAUGACGAUCGACGAGGAGAGGAAGACGACGAGGAUGCAGACGGGGAUAUGGAUGACUUCAUCGAAUAUGAAGAUGAAGACGAAGGUGGUGCCAUGGAUGAGCAGGCUCGUGAAGAGCGGAGAAAGGAAAGAAAGAGGCAGGAAUUGGAGCGCCGCAAAAAAGCCCGUGAAAUACGGCCAGAGUUAGCUGGAAUCGAUGCGAAUGCAUGGGAGGAGAUUCAUGAUGUGUUUGGCGAUGGUCAUGAUUAUGACUGGGCUUUAGCAGCCGAUGACGAGUAUGAAUAUGACGAAGAGCAAACCAAACCUGAUAUUAGGUACCAAGAUGUCUUUGAGCCAACUGACAUCCGAGCUCGAAUGUUGACCGAAGAUGAUGAUCUGAUACGCGCUCGGGACAUACCCGAGCGAAUGCAACUGGCGACAUCAUCCAUUUCUCCGAACUCAUCUCUAUCUCUGCAUACAUCUCUGACUCCCGACGACAUGAAUGGCGCUGCCUUAUGGGUUAGUCAACGGCUGUCUCACCGAAAGACCCUAGAGUUCUUCAGUCCUCUUGGAAAACAUCAAGACUUGAAAGGAGCACUGGUGUUAGCCGUCACUUUCGCGCUCAGGCAGCUCUUCAUUGAGGAGUACGAAGUUCCCUAUAUUUGGACCCAUAAACGCGAUCACAUAUCUUAUUUCGAUGUCAACGACGUUCGAGCACGUUUCGAGCUUCUCAGCUUGUCAGAACUGUGGAAGAUUUACUCCCUUGGCCAGAAAUAUCGAUCCCUUGUCGAACGUCGAAACACGCUGACGGCUGCUUACGAGCGGCUCCACGUGAGCGACAAGUACUUUGAGGAAGAAGUCUUGCCACAGAUAGAUGGUAUCGAAGUAGUAGCUGAUGCUACCGAGUGGCUGAAUAUGAAGUACAAGAACAAGAAGCCCGACGAAACAUUUCAUUUCCAUGAUGACGAAGAGACCGACACUAAGAAACAUAAAAUGCCUAGUCGCGUAUCGAUUUACGAAGUCACCAAGAAGAGCAUUGUUUCUCGCCUGGCCCAAGGAUUUGGCAUUCAACCGCACGAGGUGGUCCUGAAUUUUGUGGCAAUGAAUCACGUGCAUUUCAUUGAAGACCAGGACCUUAAUCCUUUGGUAUAUGCUGAAAGAUUUGCUGAUCCGGACCCUGCAAGAGCCCUUCCAGCCGAAGAAUUACUUCGGCAGGCACGCAUGAUCAUCGCCACUGAGUUGGGCAAAGAUCCUCUGCUACGGAAUCAUGUCCGCCAGGCUUUCAAAGAGGAUGGCCAGGUUUCGGUGCUUCCUAACGAGCGAGGCAAGACGAAGAUAGAUGAACACCACCCAUACUUUAACUUCAAAUAUUUACUCAACAAAUCUGGCCGUGAAAUGACGAUGUCUUCGCAGUUUCUCCACAUGAUUGCUGCCGAAAAUGCUCACUUAGUGACUAUCUCCAUCUUCCUUCCCGUGAAUGCGUAUUCGGCUUUUGAGCGAAGACUAAAUGAUGCAUUUGCGUCUGAUAGUUUCAGUGAAUCGGCAAAGGCUUGGAACGAGGAACGUGCCCGAAUUGUUCAAGAAGUGCUCGCCCAGCAUCUGAUACCAGCCGGCAUCAAAUGGAUGCGGGAGUACUUGCGGGAUGAGGUCGAAGAUUUCCUGGCGGCUGGCUGUGCUGCAGGACUCAGGAAGCGUCUUGACGUUGCACCAUACUUCACGCCCAAGAUGAGCCUCGGUGACACUGCAUCCAUCUUGGCCCUUUCCUGGGGUAAAGGUGAUCCUCAGAGGGAUCCUAUCUCCGUCGUCUUCAUGGAUGAAGCUGGUCGCAUGCGUGAGAGUACAAAGAUUGACAAUCUGUUCGACCAAGAGCAGAAGGAUGAAUUCUUCGACCUUAUAAAACGUCGUAAACCGGACGUUAUUGUCAUCGGCGGGUUUACUAUGGCCACUGCAAAGUUAUCGUAUCGUGUCAAGGAAAUUCUCAAGCAUGGACCUGGACCAGUUGAAGGAGCAGAGCAAGACCCGGAUUUUGAUAUUCCUGUCAUCUACAUUCGCGACGAGACUGCUCGAAUAUAUCAGCAUAGCCCUCGUGCUGCGGAAGAGUUCAAUGCCCUAUCACAAACUGCCAGGUAUUGUGUAGGUAUGGCCCGAUAUGCUCAGAACCCUUUGAACGAGUACGCUGCUUUGGGUUCUGAUAUAGCUGCCGUGACUUUUGACGAGGAUGAUCAGCAUCUGGUUCCCCGAGAGAAACUUCUAAUGGCGCUGGAGCGGACUUUGGUUGAUGUAACUAACAAAGUCGGCGUAGAUAUCAAUCGAGCAGCGGCUGAUAGUUACUACGGACUAUUGUUACCCUUCGUCUGCGGUCUCGGCCCUCGGAAGGCACAGGUCCUUAUCCAGAAAAUUGCUUCGCAGGGUGGUAAUCUGGUCAAUCGUAAUCAGUUCAUCAAAGGAGGACUUUUAACAACCAAGAUCUUCUUGAAUGCUGCGGGCUUCCUCCGUAUACAUCAAGAGCAAGAAUCGAAGUCCAUGAGAAACCGUCACGACGAUGACAAUGCCCCAGAUCCAUUGGACGAUACUCGCAUACAUCCGGAGGACUACGAAUUGGCUCGAAAGAUGGCCACAGACGCCUUGGAACUGGACGAAGAAGACAUACAUGAUGAACACCCAUCACAUGUUGUGACAAUGAUCAUGCGCGAUCCAGACAACGAGAAAAAACUUUCGGAGCUUAACCUUGACGAGUUUGCUGUCAGUCUUUUCAAUGCCAACCAGGAGCUAAAACGACAUACACUCAACGUCAUUCGUGAAGAGCUCUUAAAGCCCUUCGCGGAGCAGCGUAACCGCUGGCCUGUUCUCGAGCCGUGGGACGUGCUCACAAUGCUGAGUGGAGAAACUCAUCGGACGCUGCGUGUAGGUCUGAUCGUCUCUGUUCUCGUGCAACGUGUCAAGACCAACCUCGCUCAUGUUCGCUUGGAUUCUGGUAUUGAGGGUAUCGUCCAGCCCGAAUUUAUGAUGGACAAUGGAGGUCACCUUCUUCCAAAUAUGGCCGUACCAGGUGUUGUGAUAGAAGUGAAGCUCAGUCUAGAGACCGAUCAGUUCAUGGUAGAGCUGUCGACUCGACAGUCUGAUGUUGGUGGAGGUGACAGCGCGUUUCGUCGUGUACGACCUGAUGAACAUUGGGAUCACCAACGGCACGAAAAAGACCAAGAAGUACUCGCUCGGAAGAAACGGGCGGAAGGUGCUAAAAAUCGGCGGGUUAUCAAACAUCCCAACUUCCACAAUUUCAAUACCGCACAAGCAGAGAAUUAUCUCGACAAGCAACAACGUGGCGAUGUGGUCAUUCGUCCUUCAUCCAAAGGCGCCAACCAUCUUGCUGUUACAUGGAAGGUCGAUGAUAAACUUUAUCAGCAUAUCGACGUCACGGAGCCCAAUGCAGAUCCCACCGGCCAAACAAUCGGUAGUCAGCUCAUUGUAGACGCAUCUCACCGAUACGCUGAUUUGGAUGAACUAAUUGUCAACCAUGUGCAAGCGAUGGCUCGUCGCGUUGAGGAGUUGAUGGCCCAUGAUCGCUUUAAGCAAGGUUCAGAAGAUGAGCUUCAUCUCUUUUUGAAGCAGCAGCUGGCGGCUAAUCCCGCAAAAAGUAUGUACGGGUUUACACUCAAUCGGAAAAGGCCUGGACACUUCAGUCUCUGUUUUCUCGCCAACAAACAAUCGGCUGUGCAAACAUGGCCGGUACGCGUAACCCCGGAAGCAUACUAUUUGUUCGAGGCCGCAGCUGUUGGAGUGCCCGAACUCUGUGAUGCUUUCAAAGUACGGCAUCUCCAUGAAUCUCAAAAUCUGGCGAACACUGGAGGUCGGACACCGUUUGGUGCAGGCAUCCGAACUCCUGCCCGCACGGGACAAGCUACUCCGGGACAUGCAUCCAUUCGACAGCCUGCAAGGACGCCGAAUCCAUACGGAGGCGCUACUCCUGGUCCUCGAUACGGCACCAAUGGACCUCCUCCGCAGAUGCCCUAUGGGUACCAAACACCCUCUCAUCGUCCGGGUGGUUUCCCGCCUCCUCAACCUGCCGCUCUUCCCACUGGUAUGAAUCCUCAACGAGCCCAGAUGAUACAGGAGGGUGGUUGGAGCAGUCACCGUUGAUCCACGGCUUUUGUUUAUCCUCGACUCCCGUUAUUUAACCUAUAUUCC
Guyanagaster necrorhizus is the source of this 4698-nucleotide messenger RNA. RefSeq names its product transcription elongation factor Spt6. The coding region runs from base 55 to 4650 and encodes 1531 amino acids. Gene Ontology annotation, molecular function: nucleosome binding; histone binding; DNA binding. Gene Ontology annotation, cellular component: transcription elongation factor complex. The record is from RefSeq and is a predicted model, not a curated record. Gene Ontology annotation, biological process: nucleosome organization; transcription elongation by RNA polymerase II; transcription elongation-coupled chromatin remodeling. The transcript has 13 exons. Lineage: Eukaryota; Fungi; Basidiomycota; Agaricomycetes; Agaricales; Physalacriaceae.